Messenger RNA from Caenorhabditis briggsae, 2007 nucleotides. NCBI's taxonomy places the organism in Eukaryota, Metazoa, Nematoda, Chromadorea, Rhabditida, Rhabditidae. Gene Ontology annotation, biological process: DNA integration; DNA recombination. The transcript is spliced from 2 exons. Bases 1 to 2007 code for a protein of 668 amino acids. The record is from RefSeq and is a predicted model, not a curated record. Gene Ontology annotation, molecular function: DNA binding.
AUGAGAGCACUUUCCGAGGCCAGGGAAGUGCUCGGCAAUACGGAGGCCAGGGAUUCGGUGGAGGCAGAGGUGGAAAAGGAGGAGUCAAGUGCUUCAAGUGCUCCCAGUAUGGUCACUUUGCCACAGAAUGUGAACAAAGAAGGUAUGAGUUUUCCGGACAGACUGUCAGCAGCUAUUGAUUUUUGGGAGAAAAUCUGUGACGUAGAAUGGAUACUAAGUGUGAUUGAAGAUGGUUUUAAGAUUCAAUUAAACUCAAAUGUAGUGCUACCAGAGCCUCAGGGCUUGAGACCGUCAGUGAUACGGCACAAAGAAUUUUUGGUUGCAGAAAUUGAGAGGCUGGAGGCAGAGGGCGUUUUGACGCGAUCGGACCACCAACCACGAUGUGUGUCUCCGCUGCAUGUUGUAGAGCAAGGUAAGAAAAAGAGAAUGAUUCUCGAUUUGAGUGAGUUGAACGAGAGCCUCGUUCCUCCUCGGUUUAAGCUAGAAAACCUCAAGACUGCCUGGCCAUUUCUAGAAGACGCGCGCUAUGCGGCCACAUUUGAUUUUAAAUCAGGCUAUCAUCCUAUUAAAAUACACAAAGAAUCUCAAGAUCUUCUGAGCUUUACGCUGACAAAUCCCCCUACUGCUCCUUAUUUUUCGUUUAGAGGUUUGCCUUUCGGUUUGUCGACAGCUCCUUGGCUGUUUACUAAAAUCUUCAAAGUUUUUGUUCUAAAAUGGCGGGCAGAGGGGAUAAAAAUCUUUCUAUAUCUGGAUGAUGGAUUAAUUGUGGGCAAGACGGAGAGAGAGGUCGCGAGGGCAGUGAAAAAGGUGAGAGAGGAUUUGAACAGUGCCGGAGUGUGCGUGGCAGAAGAGAAGUCGUUCUGGGUGCCAGACGCAAAGUUUACGUGGCUCGGCUAUGAGUGCGACCUGGUCGCGAGAGAGGUUCGUGGAACCGAGAAGAGAAUGGCCAAGUGGCAGGUUGCUCUUGAGGAGCUGAGGAGGAGCGUGGCUCCAACGGUCCUGGACCGUAUGAAGUUUUUGGGAUGCCUGGCAUCAUUUGAGCUUGUUGCAGGAGACGUUGGUGUUGGCAGAGCACGGUCGAUCAUGCAGACGGUUGAAGGAGUCAGAGGAAGAAGAGUGAAAGGAGCCAAAAGACAGUUCGUCGAGGAACUCAAGCAGAAGGCAGGAGAAGGGUUUGAACACCACAUCGAGAGACUCAAGAUGAUUCCGUUCGAAGCCAAAGCUACGCCCACGGCUGCCGCUUACAAGGCAGAGAACGAUAAGAGAAAUUCGUGGAUUUCUCAGAAGAAGCUUCCAAUGGACGAGUCGUCAUUUCUGUUAUACUUGUUGGACAGAGCUAAGCAAAUCGGGAGCAGUGCUUUGACGAAGAUCUCGGCUGCCUAUCAAACAGCAAAUGAAGGCAUUUCAGCCAUCGGAGCGUCUUUUGUGUCAGACAUCAUCAAGUCAAAAAGAAGAGAGGAAAGCCUGCUGAAGAAAGAAGUAGUGAAAGUGACUGUGGAGGAUGUGAAGAAGAUCACAAUGUUGGCAAUGAAAGAAGACAGUCCGGAGAGGGAUCGAGAUGCGUUGCUGGCAAUUCUAUCGUUCAAUGUCAUGCUAAGAGCAUCGGAAGCAGCUGAGAUCAAGUGGGCAGGAGUAACACAGAAGGACGGGAUGAUUGAGGUGCAUGUAGAGAAGGCAAAGAAUGACCAGUUGAGACUUGGAAGACGUUCGUUUUUCAACUACGAGCCAGACAGCGAUGCGGACAUCUUGAUGUGCCGAUGGAGACUUCGAACCAAAGGAAAGUGUCCAUACGUAUUUUCACACCUGGACGGUUCGAAGAAGCUCUCGAAACAAGCCAUUUCGACGCUCUCGACGAAGAUGCUGGCAGCGAUCGGGAAGCCGGGAGCGACAUCACUGCUUCAGAAGAGGAGGAGCCAACCACAUGAGGAGAAUCGGGCAUUCAAUGGAGGAAAUUCAAUGCAGAGGAAGAUGGAGAUCGGCGGCAGGACUUCAGCGGUAUCUCACUGA